Molecule: messenger RNA, 369 nt
Organism: Brassica napus (rape)
Lineage: Eukaryota; Viridiplantae; Streptophyta; Magnoliopsida; Brassicales; Brassicaceae
Exons: 2
Coding region: 1-369 (122 amino acids)
Source: RefSeq, a predicted model, not a curated record
AUGGGGAUCCGUAGGGAGACUACUUUGGAGGAAGCUGUCUGUAAUCAAAGGAGAAGGAAAAGACACAGGCGGCUUAUAUUAAACGACAUUGAAAAGGAGAUGGACUUUGUUAAGGGAAAGCUAAGAUCUGGAACGGAUGAUGUGGAUUUGUGGAGAUGGAAGACGAGUUACAAAACCAACUUCUCAACCACUGAGACAUGGCAGCAGACGCGAGAAGUAGGGUCGCUCUGCACCUGGGGGAAGAGUAUCUGGUUCUCUCAGGCCUCACCAAAGUUUGCCUUCAUGACUUGGAUUGCAAUGCGUGGCAGCUUGUUAAAGGGAUUUUGUGCAGAUCAUAUACGGAUAAGUGGAACAUCAUUGUCGAAUUGA